Photinus pyralis (common eastern firefly) is the source of this 1386-nucleotide messenger RNA. Its product is annotated as putative protein FAM10A4. The transcript has 2 exons. NCBI's taxonomy places the organism in Eukaryota, Metazoa, Arthropoda, Insecta, Coleoptera, Lampyridae. Gene Ontology annotation, molecular function: Hsp70 protein binding; protein dimerization activity. The record is from RefSeq and is a predicted model, not a curated record. Bases 156 to 1274 code for a protein of 372 amino acids.
GUUAAGAAUGCAAAUGUGAAACCUACAAGUAAAAGUGUGUAUAUUCGAUGUUGUUUACUUCAAAAUUUCGCAAAUUUCUAGAAAUUUCAUCUGGGUAACGCAUUUAAUUUAAAAUUAUAUUUUUCGUAAAUUUUGUGAAAAAAUAAUCGGCGAAAAUGAGUUGCCCAUUUAACAAGGACAGCUUAGACAAACUGGAAACAUUCAUUGACAUUUGCAAAAGCAAGCCCAAUAUUCUUCAUUUACCGGAAUUAAAAUUUUUUAAGGACUACAUAGAAUCAGUUGGUGGUGUUUUACCACCAGUUACGCCGGAAAUGCAUUCUCCAACGAAAGAAAGCACUGAACCCAAAGUUGAACCUGAAGAAGAAGUCGUGGAGGAAAUUGAAUCGGAGGAAUCCGACGUAGAGUUGGAUAUGGACGGGUGCAUCGAGCCUGACACUGUUGAUGACAGUGAUAAAAUGGGCGAGUCUAGUAAAAUUCCAACCGAUGAAGAUUCCGAUAAUGCCGAUGAAAAGCGCAGAGCUGCCAUGAUCGAAUUCGGCGAAGGCAAUUACAGCAAAGCGGUAGAGUUGCUAUCAGAGGCCAUCGAACUCAAUCCCACCUCUGCAGUUCUAUUUGUAAAACGGGGCCAGUCAUAUCUUAAAUUGAACAGACCGAAUGCUUGCAUUAAAGAUUGCACCCGCGCAUUAGAAUUAAACCCCGAUUCGGCCGCGGGAUACAAAUUUAGAGGGAGAGCCCAUAGACUGAUUGGCAACUUUGAAGAUGCCGCAAAGGAUCUCCAGCAAGCCUGUAAGAUUGAUUUUGACGAACAGGCAGAUGAAUGGCUCAAAGAGGUUACACCAAAUGCUCAAAAAAUCAUACAACACAAAAUGAAAGUGGAACGUAAGAAAGCAGAGAAAGAUCUGAGGGAACGUGCAGAACGCGUACGAAAGGCGAAGGAGGCUCAUGCCAAGGCAGCGGCACAAGAGGAAGCCGAUUUUGGUGACACACCGGGAAUGAGCGAUUUUUAUAAGGCAUUUCAAGAUCCGGAGAUCAUGGCUGCAUUUCAAGAUCCCGAAGUGGCAACAGCCAUGCAAGAUAUAUCGAUGAAUCCUGCCAAUUUUAUGAAAUACCAAUCAAAUCCGAAAAUAAUGGCUUUGAUACGGAAGUUACAACAGAAGAAAUUCCCUGGUGGUUUUCCAGGGAUGGGUGGAUUUCCGGGAGCCGGUUUCGGUGGUGGUCCCGAUGCUCCCGCACCACCACGAUCGGGGCCGAUGGAAGAUGAUGGCCUCGAUUAAGAUUUGAAUGGCAAUAAAUACCUGGUAAUAAGCAACAACUUCCACGCUAUUUUUAUUAAUUGUGUAACAAAAAUGUGUUUAAUUAUAAAUAAAGUCAUUAUUGGAAAACUAA